AUGUCUGAUCAACCUCGUUUGACCCCCACCUUCCGUGGUUUCAUCAACGACACUACCGACGCUCUGAUCCUCUUCUCUGCCUGUCUCGACGGAAUCAUCAGCCACGUCCCCCGCCGCCCUCAUGACCGCGAGCGGCAGCAACUCAUCGUCAGCGGCAGCGUCUUCAUCUACGAAGAGCAUGCCUCGGGCAUCAAGCGCUGGACCGACGGUAUAUCCUGGAGUCCGAGCCGCAUCCUAGACAAUUUCCUUAUAUACAGGGAGUUGCAAAGGCCGUUCCCGCCUGGUGAAAAGAAGCGUGCCCUUAAACGCAGGAGAGCUGGCCACGGCAUACACAAACCGGUGGCCAACAGCUCGGGAGGUACACAGGACAUCGAGCGAUCAUUGGUCGGGUCUCUGACGGAUUCGUACGACUUCAAGGGAGACGGAUUGGUCAAGAAGACCAUCAGCAUCAACUACCGUGGCGUCCCGCACCACCUAGUCAGCUACUACGACCUCGAGGAGGUCAAGUUUCUCCCGACUCCGAGUACCUUCCGCCAGUUCGCAAAUGUGCGGAUUCGUCCCGAGCUCUACCUCAACCAGAACUUCCGCACACCCGUGCCUGGAAUGCCCUUGGUGUUGCAUCAGCAUCUCGAGGAUCCCAACGACCCCAAUGCCGCCGCCGCUGCAGCCGCUGCUCAUGGCCUCUACCUGCCAGUGUCCGCCACCGAUAUCACCCCUCCCGCUCCCACAAUCACUCCCGAGCAGGUCGUCUUCACUCAGGCCUUGGCUGACAUGGCAGUCACCGCCGCUGCCGUCGACUCGGUUUACACUACUGCAGAUUGGGUUCCCGCCAUGUUCGUGACUGCCGAUGCUCAGGCCCACGCACAGGGCGAGGGUCAUAACCACCACCACCAGCAAUACCAGAUGCAGCAGCACGCUCAACUGCAGCACCACCAUGGACAUAACUACCCGCAAUUGCAGCAACAGCAGCUGCAGCAACAUCAGCUGCAACAGCAGCAAGCUCAGCAAGAGCAGAUGCAUCAACCGCAGCUGAUGGACAUGCAACAGCAACAGCAAUUUCACCAACAGCAUCAACACCUGCUGCACCCUAGCCCCAUACAGCCUCAGCAUCAGCUGCCCAGCCCUGUGCCGCAUCCACAUCAGAAUCAGCACCCCAGCCCCGUGCAGCAUCAACAACAUCAACGCCGCAGCAACGCGAUGCAGUAUCAGCAUUCGCAGUCUCAAGAGCCGCCGCAGCACCUGUUCCAGCAGGCACAGCAGAGACACCACGAGCAGCGGAACGCCUUACAGCCGGUCAUGUUGCAGCACGGUCAUGGUGCGCUAUCGCUAGGAGGGAACCCGCAAAACACCACCAGCACUUCUCACUAUGAGCCUAGUGCCGAAGAGUGGGUUACUUGGUUCCCGGGCGCAUUAUAA
Molecule: messenger RNA, 1416 nt
Organism: Trichoderma reesei QM6a
Lineage: Eukaryota; Fungi; Ascomycota; Sordariomycetes; Hypocreales; Hypocreaceae
Exons: 1
Coding region: 1-1416 (471 amino acids)
Molecular function (GO): DNA binding
Source: RefSeq, a predicted model, not a curated record